Molecule: messenger RNA, 1460 nt
Organism: Oncorhynchus kisutch (coho salmon)
Lineage: Eukaryota; Metazoa; Chordata; Actinopteri; Salmoniformes; Salmonidae
Exons: 3
Coding region: 3-1460 (485 amino acids)
Source: RefSeq, a predicted model, not a curated record
CCAUGAGCGGCGGUGUGAACAUCAAGACCAUAUCCCAGGCCCAACCAAGCUCAGGUCUGGUCUCUGGUAUCCCCCUUCCCCAGAGGAUAACCCCCCUCUCCAAACUGGACCCCAAACAUCAGGGGGGCAGCACCCUAUCUAACCCCACAGCACAGUUUCAACUCAGCACCAAAAUGCAUCCCUCUGCAUACUCUUCAUCAUCUUCAUCCUUUUCAAACAAACUGCUGAGUGGUGCAGCUUUGAGGGGUGGUAUCUGUCCCACUGGCUCCUCCUCCUCCAGAGUCUCCUAUGCCCCAGAGAGAGGCACCAUCAGCCGGUCAGCCUACAGCAGCCCCCAGGUCCCCAAGAGACAGACACCACCACCACGCUCCAAGGACACCCUGGACCUCCGCAGCAGCAAUGCUCUAUCCCAGAAGGCUUUUCGAGAACUUCACACCAGGAGAAAUGCCAAUGGGAACUGGGCCUCAGGCGGGGUUCGCCACAGCCGUCUGGACGACAAUGGAGAUGCGCAGGAUGCCCUGUCGAAGCUCUCUGGUGGUGAUCUCCACUCAGGCCAAAGCAGGCUCUCCAACACUAAAGCAGGGAACGGGAAUCUGAUCAGCGCUGUGUUGAUGACCACCCGUCAGGAGCAGAGGGAGCCGAGGAACCUCUCCUGCCAUGGCAUGAUCGCUCCUAAAAAAGACAUGUCCACCAACAAACAUAGAGCGGCCCAUCUGAGCCAGAGUGGUGGUGGUGGUACCAGGCAGACAGUCAGUGUGCCACACAGAGGGAGUGAGCCAGCCCGUAGUAACAUGGCCACUGUGGCACCUUUCAGGUUCAGGUUGAAUGUCCAGGAUGAUGAUGCCUCUUCUCUGGAGGACCUGAGUGACUGCUCCUCUGACUCCAUGGAGGUGUGCUGUGAUGACCUGGAGAGGCUGUGGUGGCCCCUCACUAUAUUCUUCUGGGAGAGGCUGUGGUGGCCCCUCACUAUAUUCUUCUGGGAGAGGCUGUGGUGGCCCCUCACUAUAUUCUUCUGGGAGAAGCUGUGGUGGCCCCUCACUAUAUUCUUCUGGGAGAGGCUGUGGUGGCCCCUCACUAUAUUCUUCUGGGAGAGGCUGUGGUGGCCCCUCACUAUAUUCUUCUGGCAGAGGCUGUGGUGGCCCCUCACUAUAUUCUUCUGGGAGAAGCUGUGGUGGCCCCUCACUAUAUUCUUCUGGGAGAGGCUGUGGUGGCCCCUCACUAUAUUCUUCUGGGAGAAGCUGUGGUGGCCCCUCACUAUAUUCUUCUGGGAGAGGCUGUGGUGGCCCCUCACUAUAUUCUUCUGGGAGAAGCUGUGGUGGCCCCUCACUAUAUUCUUCUGGGAGAGGCUGUGGUGGCCCCUCACUAUAUUCUUCUGGGAGAGGCUGUGGUGGCCCCUCACUAUAUUCUUCUGGGAGAGGCUGUGGUGGCCCCUCACUAUAUUCUUCUGGGAGAAGCUGUGA